GGAGAUAUCAAGAGAGGGGAUGGGACUUUUUGGCACUGUAUCUGUCUACCAAGUAACAUAGAAUGACACAUACAAACAUGGCUUUAUGGCUGAAGCAAAAAUAGCUUCUCUUUUAAGCUCAAUGGGGAUGCUGCUGUCUUUUCCAGCUGGUCUUGUCAGUCAAAUUUCAAAACAAGAUGGCAGACAGAUGCAACUGGGUUAUAACACUCUCAGUGUGUACAGUCUGCAUGCUGGUGGUUCAAGCAGACAUCAUAACGCACACUCCUGUGGGCCAGCUGUUUGUCCAUGAGCUAAAGAGAGAAGUCUACCAAAAUGAAUUUGAGCCAUUUCUCACACACUAUGGACGUGUGUAUAAUGACCCCAUGGUGUUCAAGUGCAACAAGCAGCAGUUCCCAGACCUGCCACGCUGGCUGCGCUUCACACAGCGCCACCCAUAUGACAAUGGCUUCCUGUAUGGUACACCGCUGCCCCAAGACCUAGGCAAAAACAUCAUCGAGAUUUUUGUCACAAAUAAACGAAGUUACGAGACUUUCAAGGAGCGCCUUGUUAUAAACAUUGGGCCUGCAGUCAAACUGAUGCCUUACCAGGCUGAAUUCUUCAUUGGGCUGAGGGAGAUUGAGAAGGUCUUACCAUUUGAGGUUCAGGAGGAGAUAAAGCAAGACAUCCAGCUGAUCUGGGAAACUGAUAGUCUUGACUAUGUCAACAUCACCUCUGCUCUGGACCGUGGUGGACGUGUCCCUCUGCCUCUGCCUGGACACUAUGAGGGUGUGUACGUGAAGCUAGGGUCAGAUCAACCCUACUCCCCAUGUCUGCUGAGGCUGCAGACAGCAGAUCAUCUGCGAGAGUGUGAGGCCAGAGGGAAGCUCAGUGGAGAUUGCAGUGUGUGCACCAUCCCUGCUAACUGUGUGAGCUGGUGCAAGUCAGCUCUGAUUGAUUUAUCCAGGCCUGUACCUCCUACUUCAGCACCAACCAUGGGUUCAAGCAUUCUGGCAUGGGGAGGAGAGUUUAUCCCACCUGACUCUCCCCCUGAAAGAGACUUCAUCCCUGACUACAUAGUUACCAUUAUUGUGCCCUUUGUUCUCGCUAUCCUCCUCUGCCUCAUUCUAGCUUACGUGAUGUGCUGCAAGAGAGAAGGAGUUCAGAAACGUGAUGCCAUGACUCCAGAGCUCCAGCUUUACCAUCACCACACCAUCCAUGGGAAUAGCAGUGAGCUACGGAACAUGGCACGCAAUCGUAGUAGUGUACCACAGCCGCUGUCUACUCUGCCUAUGUUUAACGCCCGAACCGGGCAGAGGGCACCUCCAGAGUACCCCUCCGACAGUGUCCACAUCCCCCUCAUCAUGGCCCAGCAAACUGUCGAGGAGACGAAGGGGACAACCUCGAACUUCAAUCGUCAUUUGGCAAGACUACACCCAGAGAAGGAAGUGACACGCUACAUUCAUUGCUCUGUUUAUAGCAGGACUUGCUUGCUGACUGAUGAAUUAGCUAGUGUUAACCCUCUCUCAUGUUAUUUGCCCUGUUGAUAGUGGGGCUUGCUGCGCAAUAAACAAGCUUUUUAUUUGUAGCCUAUUAACAAAAAUGGGGCAGCCAAGCAGUAAUGUUAGUUCAACACAAUAGCAGAGACAGUUUCACAUAAAGGCAGCAACAGCCACCGUCAAAUGGUGCGGUUGGAGUCUUGUUCUCUGACUCGACUCGGAUCAAUGGUGGACUCAACUCGAAAUUUUCUUUAAUGACUUGGAACUGACUUGGACUUGAACACUGGGGACUCAAGACUGGACUCGGACUCGAGGUUUAGUGACUCGACUACAACACUGUCACCCAUAUAACAGCAGAGGGCGAGCUCAACAGGAAUAAUGAUAACCUUGGCAGAAAGAAGUGUGUUUUCAAAGGGCAUUGCUUUAUUUGGUGCUUUAAUGUUAUAGCCUCACCGUCAACAACCCCCUGACUGUUUAGAGACUAUGAUGAACAUUAGCUUUCUGAGGAAGUAACUAAAGUUAUAAGGUUUCAUCAGUGGAUACACUGAUAUAUAUAACAUGUUAGUAAGUGAAAAUAUUUUGAAUAUGGACAAUUAUAUCUGAUAUUUUUUAAC
Messenger RNA from Neoarius graeffei (lesser salmon catfish), 2089 nucleotides. It is a transcript of the gene sgca, whose product is annotated as sarcoglycan, alpha. The transcript is spliced from 11 exons. The record is from RefSeq and is a predicted model, not a curated record. Gene Ontology annotation, cellular component: sarcoglycan complex; membrane. Lineage: Eukaryota; Metazoa; Chordata; Actinopteri; Siluriformes; Ariidae. Gene Ontology annotation, molecular function: calcium ion binding. Bases 177 to 1523 code for a protein of 448 amino acids.